GAUAAAUAAAUUACAAGUCCGAAUCUAACUAACUCCCUAUAUAUAUACAUAUCUUCUCAAUUCCUGCUGUCUCCUCCGGUUCCUCGUCCGGCCCGGCUCCCGGCAGAGUUGCAGAGGUUGGGAAGAUUCGUUGAAGAAAAGGGCUCGAGCGAUCACUGUUUAAUCGACUAUGGCUUCUCACUACCCCGCCACCGACCUCGACUCGGCCGCAACCGACUCCGUCACUUCUACGCCUCGCUCAAUCCAACACAACGUCCACGACGACAACCUCGUGGCCCAGCCACCACGGGUCCGCUUCAUGUGCAGCUUCGGGGGCAAAAUCCUCCCCCGUCCUCACGACAACCAACUGCGCUACGUGGGCGGCGACACCCGUAUCGUCGCCGUCAACCGCCACACGUCAUUUUCGUCCCUCUUGACAAAACUAUCCAAACUUUCUGGGACGUCCAACUUCAGCAUCAAGUAUCAGCUUCCGAACGAAGACUUGGAUUCUCUGAUAACUGUCACCACCGAUGAAGACGUGGAAAAUAUGAUGGACGAGUACGAUCGGCUUGUUCAGACCCACAAGUCGGCUCGCCUCCGGAUUUUCCUUUUUCCGUCCGAUUCUGACUCACGAACCAGCUCCAUCAGCUCCCUUCUCGAUGGCUCCAUUAAGCGGGAGAAUUGGUUCGUGGAUGUUCUCAAUGGUGGGUCGGGUCGCGGGCCGGGCUUGGAACGCGGGCAGUCCGAGGUGUCAUCUAUAGUGUCCGAAGUUCCGGAUUAUUUGUUCGGGUUGGAUACUUCCGACGAUGCUCCUCGUGAGUCUAACUCUAAACUUAGGAGCAAGAGCAUUUUGAGCGAGACUCAUCCGGGUUCGGAUCCUGGAUCUCCCGCUCCGGUUGUUUCUUCUCCAUUUUGCUCCACUUCCUCAUCCUUGGCUCCUGCCAGCGUGCCAGCGAUUCCGGACCUUCCACCGGUGAAAACCAAGCCCGUUAACCCGGUUCAUAGUAGCGAACCCAGUAGAGAAGCUCCGGUUGAGGCUGUUGUUGUUGAAGGAGGCGAGAUUGCGGUUCCACAGCAAACGGGGUAUACAAGUAAUCCAAUGUGGCAUUACCCGGGUCGGACGGUGCAAUCAGUACCUUUUUAUUACGUCCAGGGUCCAGUUCGGGCUGGGAAUGUUCCGGUACCCAUCGGGGCUCCAUAUGUCCAGCAAAUGCCGGUUCCUCCGGGCCAAGUACCACUCGGGUUCAAUCAUCAUCCGGUUUCAAGUUUGGGUCAAGUUUACGCUGGAGGAGGGAGACAGAUCACGGCAGUGGAUCCAAUGUCAGGAAGAAUAGUGACCGAGGGGGUGAAUCAACCGGUGUAUUAUGGGGUUAGAAAUGCUGGGAUGGUUACAACUUAUCCAGGAAUGGGGGUUUCGGGUGCAGAAGAAAUCCAGGGACCUGGACUUGAUGUGAAAAUGGGUCGGGUAUCUCAAUCUUGAAUAUCUAGAUGGAAGAAUUGGGUACCUAUUUUGGUAUUUCUCACUGUUUCUUUGAUGAUUGAAUUUUGAUAAAAUACUUUGAAAAAAGAAAAAAAAAAAUCAGAUGGGGUAAGUCAUAAGUGGGGGUUGUGAUAUGUAUAAAUUUGUGGCAGAAUGGUGAAUUGUAAUUGUGUGGGAGAGCCUUGCUUAAUACAGUUGUAACUGUGUGAUAAACAAAUUUAUGAGAAUGGAUUUUAUAGUGGCGAA
Molecule: messenger RNA, 1705 nt
Organism: Coffea arabica (coffee)
Lineage: Eukaryota; Viridiplantae; Streptophyta; Magnoliopsida; Gentianales; Rubiaceae
Source: RefSeq, a predicted model, not a curated record